Molecule: messenger RNA, 566 nt
Organism: Eufriesea mexicana
Lineage: Eukaryota; Metazoa; Arthropoda; Insecta; Hymenoptera; Apidae
Product: protein PBDC1
Exons: 4
Coding region: 60-566 (168 amino acids)
Cellular component (GO): cytoplasm
Source: RefSeq, a predicted model, not a curated record
GUACUGUGAAAAAUACUUAAUAAUUCAUUUAUAUUACUUUAUUUUUUGAACAUUACAAUAUGGCUCGCAUCGGAGAUGUUACUGCGGAUCAAUUGAUAGCCGGGACCAGUGUGUUGUCUAGACCUGCAGAAGAAUUUGAUAAUGAUCCUUCUGUAGAAGCCAUGUGGGCAAUGAAAGCUAUGGACCAUGCAGAAGUUUAUUUUAAUAUUUUAUGUUCAGUUGAUCCUAAGUUUUUGAAACUUACACCUCAUGAUGAACAAAUAUAUAAAACCUUUCGUGAUGUUUUUCCCGACUUCAAAGUAGAUAAAAUAAAUGAAGAAGAAUUAAAAUCACCUGAGGGAAAGAUGAAAUGGAGACCAUUCUGUGAACAGUUUAAGGGACUUGUUGAAGACUAUAGUUUUGGCACACUAUUAAGAGCAGACUGCGAAGGAGAUUAUUCAGAAGCAAAUAGUAUACUUACAACUAGAAUACAAUUUUACGCCAUUGAACUUGCCAGAAAUAGAGAAGGAUUUAAUGAUGGUAUUAGGCAACAGUACAAACCAAAGCAGACUACAGAGAAAUCAUAA